This is a messenger RNA of Fraxinus pennsylvanica, 2028 nucleotides long. The record is from the annotation of a GenBank genome assembly. NCBI's taxonomy places the organism in Eukaryota, Viridiplantae, Streptophyta, Magnoliopsida, Lamiales, Oleaceae.
AUGGAGCCCAAAAAUGCCAUCAAGAAUUCUCGAUUCUUCAAGAAACUAGCAAAAACUCGAAGAAAAACCAUAAUUCUCAUUGUAUUUCUCCCAAUUGUGGCACUUCUCAUCGCUCUACUUUUCAAGCUUCCGUCAUCAUCAAGAAUUGAUCAUCAACCGUUGAUUCAAUCUCCGCCAUUAAUCGGGCUCCAUUUAUUCAUCAAGAAAGCUUGUGCCACUACACUAUACCCUUCUUUAUGCCUAUCCAGCCUAUCCUCCAUUCAUGGCUCCAAGAACGCCACCAGUUUCCGUCGAAUUCUCGAGGUGGCAAUUAAUCAAACAGCUGGACACGUGAAGGCAACGGAACGUGAUAUCUUGGCUCAUUUUCAACACCAAGAUUUGAAUUCACAGGAAAAGAAUGCACUGAAAGAUUGCAUGGAAAUGUUGGAUCAAACCCUUUAUGAACUUGCACAAGCAGUUGAAGAUUUACGAAUUUCUCCCCCAUCUUAUGUUCGAAUAUCAUAUGGGAACAUCAAAACCCUAUUGAGUGCAGCCAUGACUAAUGAAAAUACCUGCAUUGAUGGGUUUUCAGACCUGGAAGAACUGAAUUUGGAUAAGCAAACGGGUCACAAAGAUCAUCUUCAGAAUUUGUUAACUCCAAUUUCUCGCAUGAUCAGCAAUAGUCUAGCCAUGAUCAAAUACGUGGAGAACAAAGCCUGGAAACAAAAUCUCAAGAAACCUAGAAUUCUGAAUACUAAAUUACCAGAAAAUGAUGAGUUUAAAGACUGUGUUCAUCAGAGGAGAACGAUGCAGGAAACUACAAACAGAUUAAGGCCAGAUGUGAUUGUGAAUUCAGACGGCACUGGAAAUUACACAACAAUUGGUGAGGCAAUUGCAGUGGCACCAAAUAUGAGUAUGAACAGAUUUGUUAUUAGAAUCAAGGCAGGAAUUUAUAAAGAAAAUGUGUUGAUUCCAAGAGAGAAGAUUAAUAUCAUGUUAGUUGGAGAUGGUAUGAACUCAACAAUUAUCAGGGGAUGGAGAAAUUUUGCAGAUGGCUUUUCUACCUUUGCAUCAGCUACCUUGAGACUUGGGAUGAGCAAUACCCCACUACUUUUAUCGCGUUGUCAACCCGUAGCCAGGCCUGGACGCUAUGGUCCUGGGCAGCCCUCCCGUUUCCACACCACUAAGAUGGGUCGUGCUCUGCUUUUACGCGCAACUUUAUUCACAUUACUAUCCUUUCCGUGGUGCCCUGUGGUGGGAGACAAAUUCUUAGCUACAGACUUAACAAUCAUAAACACAUCAGGUCCAGAAAAGCACCAAGCAGUUGCUCUAAGAGUAACCUCAAAUGCUGCAUUCUACCGUUGCGAGAUCAUUUCCCAUCAGGACACACUCUAUGCCCAUUCCCUCCGGCAGUUCUACCGUGAAUGCUCGAUUCAAGGCACGAUAGAUUUCAUCUUCGGUAAUGCAGCAGCAAUUUUCCAGAACUGCUCAAUACUGGUACGAAAACCGAAUCCCGGCCAGAGGAACGUCAUCACGGCUCAAGGGCGAGAAGAUCCAAACCAGAACACUGGCAUUUCACUGCAGAAUUGCACGAUAGAGGCUGCCCCGGAAUUCAACAUGACAGAGAGGAAAAACUUUGUUACAUAUUUGGGAAGGCCAUGGAGGAAUUACUCUAGGACUAAUAUAAUGAAUAGUUAUAUGGGUGACCUUAUACACCCUCAAGGAUGGUGCAAGUGGGAUGUGUAUAGCAAUUUGGGCACUGUAGAUUACAUGGAAUACUUAAAUUCUGGACCAGGUUCAGACACAAAACAUAGGAUUUCAUGGUCAGGGUAUAGGAAGAAUUGCACUGAAGAUAUAGCAAAGCAAUUUAGCGUCGAAAAAUUCUUGCAUGGAGCGGAGGAUUGGUUGCAGUCUACAGUUCUCCCUCUUUUCGAUGGCCAUGGACUUAUCAAUAAGACAGAAAUGCUAUGUUUGGUCCGGGGUCCAGAAUCCCCUCCCUUCUUCAACUCUGUCCCGAAGAGUAACUUGGACGAAUUUAGUUUACACUAA